GGGUCCGAGUCCGGGUCCGGGUCUGGGUCCGGCGGGGCGGGAGCGGCGGCCAUGGGCGUCCCCAAGUUCUACCGGUGGAUCUCGGAGCGGUACCCCUGCCUCAGCCAGGUGCUGAAGGAGCAUCAGAUUCCAGAAUUUGACAACUUGUACCUGGACAUGAACGGUAUUAUACAUCAGUGUUCACAUCCCAAUGAUGAUGAUGUUCACUUCAGAAUCUCAGAAGACAAGAUUUUUGCUGAUAUUUUUCACUAUUUGGAGGUACUAUUUCGCAUUAUUAAACCAAGGAAGGUUUUCUUCAUGGCAGUUGAUGGAGUAGCUCCAAGAGCAAAAAUGAAUCAGCAGCGUGGGAGACGCUUUAGGUCAGCGAAAGAAGCAGAGGACAAAAUAAAAAAGGCAUUAGAAAAGGGAGAAACUCUCCCUACAGAAGCCAGAUUUGACUCUAACUGUAUUACACCAGGAACUGAAUUCAUGGCCAGAUUGCACGAACAUCUUAAAUAUUUUGUAAACAUGAAGAUUUCCACAGACAAAUCCUGGCAAGGAGUAACAGUCUACUUAUCAGGCCAUGAGACUCCAGGGGAAGGAGAACAUAAAAUUAUGGAGUUCAUCAGAUCAGAAAAAGCAAAGCCCCAUCAUGAUCCAAACACAAGGCACUGUCUCUAUGGUUUAGAUGCUGACUUGAUUAUGCUGGGAUUAACGAGUCAUGAAGCACACUUUGCACUCUUAAGAGAAGAAGUCAGAUUUGGUGGUAAAAAAUCUCAAAGAGCAUGUGCGCCAGAAGAAACCACAUUUCACUUACUACACUUAUCACUAAUGAGAGAAUAUAUUGAUUAUGAAUUUUCACCAGUAAAAGACAAAAUUUCUUUUGAAUAUGAUAUUGAAAGGAUAAUAGAUGAUUGGAUCUUAAUGGGAUUCCUUGUAGGCAAUGAUUUUAUCCCUCAUCUACCUCAUUUACAUAUUAAUCAUGAUGCACUGCCGCUGCUUUAUAGAACGUAUAUGGCUAUCUUGCCAGAACUUGGAGGUUACAUAAAUGAAAAUGGGCAUCUGAACUUAAAACGCUUUGAGAAGUAUCUCACAAGAUUGUCAGAUUUUGAUCGUGAACACUUCAGCGAAGUCUUUGUAGAUUUAAAGUGGUUUGAAAGUAAAGUAGGCAAUAAAUACCUCAACGAGGCAGCUGGUAUUGCAGCAGAAGAAGCCAGAAACAAUAAACAAAAGAAACAUAAGGCUCAGGAAAAUUCUAUGUGUUUGGCUGCUUUAGAAAAAAAUGAAGUGACAUCUAAAAAUGUGGUGGAAGAUGAACCAGAAGAUGAUGAUCUUUUUGAAACUGAGUUUAGGCAAUACAAGAGAACUUACUACAUGACUAAGAUGGGUAUAGAAGUAGUUUCUGAUGACUUCUUGGCUGAUCAAGCUGAAUGUUAUGUCCAGGCAAUACAAUGGAUUUUGCACUACUAUUACCAUGGAGUUCAGUCAUGGAGCUGGUAUUAUCCUUACCAUUAUGCACCUUAUCUGUCAGAUAUUCGCAACAUCAGUGAACUCAAAAUCAAAUUUGAGCUUGGAAAACCUUUCAUGCCAUUUGAACAGCUUCUUGCUGUACUUCCAGCAGCUAGCAAAGAUUUAUUACCUAAAUGUUACCAGCAUUUGAUGAUUAGUCAAGAUUCUCCUAUUAUAGAAUAUUAUCCACCAGAUUUUAAAACUGACCUAAACGGAAAACAGCAAGAGUGGGAAGCUGUAGUAUUAAUCCCAUUUAUUGAUGAGAAACGACUGCUGCAGGCCAUGGAAUCAUGUAAUAAGUGCCUGAAGGAAGAAGAGAGACGAAGAAAUACUCACAGUGCUUGCUUAAUGUACUGGUAUGAAAAAGAUACAGAUUUCAAGUACAUGUCACCGUGGCCAGAAAAAUUCCCUGCGAUAGAAAGAUGUCAUUCCAGGUAUAAAACAAUUCCUUUGGAUGCCUGGCAUGUAGAAAUAACCCACAAUAGGAUAACUAAAAUCAACAAGAGUGCAUUAUAUUUCUGUGGAUUUCCGACUUUAAAGCACAUUAAACAUAAGUUCUAUCUUAAGAAGAGUGGCGUACAGGUCUUUCAGCAAAGCAGCCAUGGAGAAAAUAUGAUGUUAGAAAUCAUAGCUGAUGAGAAUUCAAAAGAACAGACUGUAGAAAAUGUUGCCAGUUCGAUACUUGGAAAGCUUGUUUUUGUUAACUGGCCACACCUUGAAGAAGCCAGAGUUGUUGCUGUGUCAGAUGGAGAAACUAAGUUUUAUUUGGAAGAACCACAUGGAACACAGAAGCUUUACAUGGGAAAUGCAGUGCCCCCAACUAAAGUGGCAUGUGUUGGAGAUAAAGAACAAAAUGCAUGGUUAAAAGAAGUGCAAGGAGUUUCAGAACAUUACCAGAGAAGAAAAGGAAUAAUUAUUCAUGAAACAUCAAUAGUUGUGUAUGCUCAGUUACUUACUGGUCGUAGAUAUCAACUAAAACAAAAUGGUGAAGUGUAUUUGGAGAAGCAGUGGUCAAAACAAGUUCUUCCUUUUGUUUACCAAACUGUUGUCAAGGAUAUCAAAGCCUUUGACUCUCGUUUUUCAAACAUCAAAACAUUGGAUGACUUGUUUCCUCCUGGGAGUACCGCCUUUAUGCUGGGAUCUCCUUACUAUGGCUGCAUGGGAGAAGUUCAAGAUUCACGUGAUGUAAUCACAGAAGGUAGAAUUCGCGUGGUUUUCAACAUUCCAUGUGAACCCCAGCUUGAUCCCUUAAUACAGAACCAGCAUAAAUAUUCUGUGAAAUACAAUCCUGCGUAUGUUUUGGCCAGUCGUCUUGGAGUAAGCGGGUAUCUUGUCUCCAGAUUUACAGGGAGUAUCUUUAUUGGAAGAGGAGCAAAGAAAAAUCCUCAUGGAGAUCACAAAGCAAAUGUGGGGCUGAACCUGAAAUUCAAUAAGAAAAAUGAAGAAGUUCCUGGUUAUACUAAGAAAGUUGGAAAUGAAUGGAUGUAUUCUUCUGCAGUAGAACAACUACUUGCUGAAUAUUUAGAAAGGGUGCCUGAGCUAUUUAAUUAUAUAGCCAAGAAUAGCCAAGAAGAUAUAUUCUAUGAAGAUGACAUUUGGCCUGGCGAGGAUGAGAAUGGGGCUGAGAAAGUUCAAGAAAUUGUUGCCUGGCUAAAGGCACAUCCUGUUUCUGCUUUGUCUCGCUCAUCCUGUGAUUUACAAAUUUUGGAUGCGGCCAUUGUUGAGAAAAUUGAAGAAGAAAUAGAGAAAUGCAAGCAGAGAAAGAGCAACAAGAAGGUACGAGUGACCGUGAAACCUCACUUGCUAUAUAGACCUUUAGAACAACAGAAUGGAGUUGUUCCAGAUCGAGAUGCAGACUAUAGGCUGUUUGACCGUGUUGUCAAUGUGAGAGAGAACUUUUCUGUUCCUGUGGGUCUUCGAGGUACCAUUAUAGGAAUUAAAGGAGCCAGUAGAGAGACAGAUGUGCUCUUUGAAGUUUUGUUUGAUGAAGAAUUCCUUGGAGGCCUAACUAUAAGGUGCUCACCUGCCAGAGGUUAUCGUCUGCCAUCAAGUGCCUUAAUUAAUCUAUCUCAUGGCAAUCGGUCAGAAAUAGGAAAUCAAAAACUGACGGCCAUAGUUAAACCCCAGCCAGCUGUGAAUAACUACAAUUCAUAUGCAUGUGAUCUGUCAUCUGUAUGCUCACAAAAAGUGCAUCUGGGAGGUCUCAACCAUUCUCCUCGCUCCCUUUUUGUUCCUACUCAGCAAUUGAGUGGAAGACAGCAUUACAAUCUCAGGGCUGAAAAUCAGGGCAACUCCAGUUCACUCCAGAAAGGAUCAUUUUUGAGUGGCAAUCAGAAAAAUAAACCACAGAGUAAGCAAGAUGAUGAAUUCUGCAGCAUAUGGCAAUCGUUGCAGGGUUCUGGGAAGUCUCACCACAUUCAACAAAGUGUGCAUGAGAAGGGUGCAGUUCUACCUCAGGAAAUCAAGUUGGGAACUGCCAAUCAGUUCUGCAAGCCAGGCUUCAAUGAGAGCAGCCUUAAAGGCCAGCAAAGAAAACAGGAGCCAUAUAAAAAGUUUAAAGAAGAUUCUAAACUUACAAGAAGUGAAAGUCAGCCGCAUAAUAAGAUAUCAAAUAAGCAGAAUUUUUCAGGACUGAAUAAGUACAAUGUCAAACUUUUGAAGAGAAAUGAAAGUCCCAAUGUGCCUGUAAUACAGAAGGCUUCGGUUGAUGGUCCCUGUACGGCUGGAAAGAAGGACAAUGAACUUGAAAGCCUUCUAGCUUCUUUGAAAAUUUCCAAAGAAAAUGAAGUGCAGACUAACUCCAAAGAAGCAGGAGCUACAAAUGAAGAACAUCUAUCACCACAGUCAUUUGCUAUGAAAGGAACACAGAUGCUCAAAGAAAUUUUGAAGAUAGAUGGCUCUGACCUGGAGACCAAGAAUGAAGUGAAAUCCCAAGUUAAUGAUGUUCCUGCUCCCCCUAGUAGACAGGAUUCCCAUGGAGCUGCCUCGCAGUAUAGACAGACAAAAAAAAUGGCUGCUUAUAUGAACAAGCCUUAUAGUACUGGAGGCCCUCAGAAUGCAGCAGCCCUGGAAACUGGAGGUCAUCCUUUCGUUGGUCCACAGCCUACACUGUCUACUCCUGUUUCUGAACUUUCUCAUAUUUGUUCUCUUCUUGGAAUGUCACAACCUGAUUUCUCUUUCCUAAAAACACCACAGACCAUGACAGUUUGUCACAUAAAGUUGUCCAAUGGUUUGUUGGUUCAUGGACCACAGUGUCAUUCCGAAACUGAAGCUAAGGAAAAAGCUGCACUUUUUGCUUUACAGCGAUUGAGCUCUAUAGGAGUGAACUUCCCUUUGCCUCCACCUCCACCAGUGUUUCCAAAUUAUCAACCUUUGGGAGUUCCUGUGCCACCUGGAUCUAUUCCUCCAGUCUUUACACAGCCUCCUGCUAAUAUAAUGCCUCCAUCAUCUCACAUGUUUGGUCCAGUGUCGUGGGGAGCUCCAGUGCCUAUUCACGGCAAACAUUAUUAUCCUGGUUCCUAUGCAGGAAAUAUGCCUCUGGCAGGAACUAUACCAGUUGGUACUCACAACCAGUUUAUACCUUUGCAGGUAACUAAAAAAAGGGCUGCUAGCAAGAAAAACUUUGAGUUCAAGGAGUUUCAGAGUUCCCCUCAAGCUGCACCACUAAAGAAUGAACAGCCAGUGUCUUCUGACCACAUUCAGCAAGAUAGUUCUUCAGCUCCUUUAAAAUCUACUCAAGCUGCUCAAUCCACUGUUUCAUUUCAAGACAAUGUGACUACUCCAAGCGUUCCUCAUAACAAAUCAACACCAAACACUUCCAGCAAGCGAAAGCCAAGAAAACUGGCUGUCAAUUUUGGCGCACCAAAAUCUUCAGAAUAAAUAUGGUAGCUAGGUGGAUUUUAUCUUUAACUCUUCCCCCAGUGUUAUGUUACGUCAUUUAAAAAACUCAGAAAGCUCUAUUAAAAAGACCAGCCACUUUAUAAUAUAGAAUGAAAUACAUUUUAUUUGCUAUGCUUUUCAGGUUGUUAUGAAAACUAUAAAAAUUAUGUUAAAACUUAAUUAUAUUGACUUAAAUUAACAAAAGCCAGGAAAUGCUGAGUUAAGGUUACCAUGCCAUCCAUUGUGCCUAAGUUUCUAAACAGUGGCUUACAAACUCUACUGGGUGAGCAGCAAUAACAGUGGCAACCCUAAUUCAGAAUUACCUUGCUCUUUGGGUGGGAUAUGGAGCAGUAAUAAGUUGGGCAUCAAACAUUGCUUAGUGUGACAUUUUGUAUUCUAGCUUAUUUUUAAAUAGAGUAAUGAAAUAAAAAGGAAAAAUUAUUUAAAUGUAGUGUUCUUAUUGGCUCUCUAGGUCUUUUUGAUCUGAAUCAUCAUGAAUAGAACUUAACUACAGUGGAACUGCCAAAUUUGCUAUAACUGUGGACUGCUAGGUUUAAUACCAAAGGCCAACAACUUUACGAUUUUCUAGAAUUAGAGUGGCAAAAGUGGCUGCUGAUGCAGAACUAGUUUCAGGGGAUUAAUUUAUAGAAUAUACUGAAUAAAAAAAUACAUCUGCAAAUUAGAGUCCUCUCUGGAAAAGUACAUUUAAAUUUUUGAGCCAGCAGCUUUAUUAAUUUCAUUGUUUUGGUAAAAUGACACAGAUAUCUACUACAAAUCUGCAUAGCCCCCUUGAAAUGCCAGUAAUAUCCUGAAGUUUUCUUAAUUACAAAAAUGAGCUGAGUAUAAAGAUGUCCAUUUGUAUAGUUUGGCUGUCAAAAUUAUGCUUGCUCAGAGUCCAUUUUUCCCUUCAUGGUACAUUGUUUUGUUGUUAGGUGCUGUUUAAUAUUUAAUUUUAGUUUUGUGGCAAAAAUCUGUUUAGCAAAACUGACAUUAAAUUGUAAUAAACUAUUAGUGUUAGUUUCAUAAUAAUAUCUGGACAAAAGAUGUCAAUGACUUGCAUUUUUGGAGGGAGCUGUGUUUUAAGAAGUAACACCAUUGUGUUUAGUUCAUGUAAAAAAAAAAAAAAACGAGCGAGCGAGAGGGAGAAGGCUGAAAGGCCCCUGUGCUAUUUUUAACCAGUAUGUACUGUUCUCAUUCACAUUAACAGGAAUUCUUCAAUCUAAGAUAAAAUUUGAAGCUUCAGUUGGUGCUGUUUACUGAUGUUGAAUAGAUCUCGUUUCAUUUUCUUCUUUGUUCUAAUUCAUUCCAGAAAAAAAAAUAUUUUUCCUCUAAGCUCAGAAAGCUUAGUAAUAAAGCACACUUCCAUCUUUAGUGAUUCAUUUUGUUUCUCCAAACAGGUUUCAUGUUGGACCUGCAAGUCUGUAUACUUCAGUUUCCCCCGCCUUAUUCUUUGCCUUGAUUUCUUGAUUUAGUAACAAGUUGUACAUUAUCAUUUGAUGAGAGUUAUUUUAAUUAAUUUCUCCAAAACAGUUACUGCCUCAGCAGUAUUUGUAGGAUAGCAGCAAGUCCUGUAAAAAGUACCACAAAGGUAAAAAAUAAAGCUAAGACAUUUUAAUUCAUUUUAUUAUCACAAAUCUUGUAGAGUAGUUUAUAUAUGGUCUUAAAAUACAUUGUUUUUUCUGUUGUUGUUGUUUUCUUUACAGCUGUCUAGUUUUAAGAGGUUUUGAAGCCAUACUCCAUGAAGGGAAAGCUGACCUUUUCAGUGAUUUAUUGUCAUCAGUAAUGUGAUACUGACAUGUUGCUUUCAUGCCAGUAUUUUAGAAGUGAUUAUAUGCAAUUUAGUUAUGAGACAGAGAUUUUAGCCCCCCCCAUCUAUACGAACUGUCUGAUCAUCAUAGAAAAAUCUGUUUAGAAAUUCCCAUGAUGGAAAUUAGACUGGAUUACAUUCGUAUAUCACCUGUAUCUCCCAGGCUCCAGUCCCUUUUAAAUUUUACCUCAUGUGUCAUCAUAAAAGUAUUGAUGAUUGGUGUAGAUACUGUAGUCUCUGCUGAAACUCUGAACUUAAAAUUACAGAAUUUCCGUAUAUCUGGAUAGCCAAUUUAUGCAGAUGGACAAAAUUUUGAAGGGGACUACUAACAGUAGUAAACACAGCAACUUUUCUUCAUUGAUCAGUUAUUAUUUUCAGACUGACUCCCCUGCAUCUUUCUUUAGAAAUGCUAUAUAUAGUUUACAUAGCUGGUUGAACACUUAAUUCUGUACUUGUUGCGUAUUGUCUGUGUCCCCUGUCUUUAGUUUCAAUAUUCUAUGAUAUUGACUGCAUGGUGCCCAGUUAAUUACAGUUUUACAUGUCCUGGUACAUGUGACCUCUGCAUUGAUCUAUGCCAUUUCCCCUAUGAUUUCAGUUAUUUGGUUUUAUAUUUUAACUAUGUGAUUGCAUUUAAUUCAUACAGGUAUACAUUUAAGCAUUUGUUUUUCUCAUAGAUAUAAAGUAUUUUGUAAGCACUGGAAUUUUUCAUUAGAUCUUAUACAGAGCAGUAUUUUACUAAAAAUCCGAAAGGGAAGACUUUUAUGUGCGCAUUUUUGUAGUCUCUGAUUUUUUUUAAUAACUUUUCAUUGUUUAUCUGCCAAGUGAAAUGUUUUAAAUUUGCAUAUGAAUGGAUACAGAAUGUAUUUUUUGUGCUGUUUAGUGUUAAGUGUGCAUUUGCAGAUUUUUAGCAUGUAGUUGCACAAAGGACUGUGCAAAGAUAUUUUAAAAUAUGAAUAUAUGAUACACUGAAGGAAAAACAUUCAUAAGAGUUAAAUGCUAUAUAAAACUUUAAUGCAAUAGAAUAAUUUUAUAAAUUGUGUCUGUGUCUGCUUGGAUUAAAUAUUGAAACAAGAAACA
Molecule: messenger RNA, 8251 nt
Organism: Rhea pennata
Lineage: Eukaryota; Metazoa; Chordata; Aves; Rheiformes; Rheidae
Gene: XRN1
Product: 5'-3' exoribonuclease 1
Exons: 43
Coding region: 52-5367 (1771 amino acids)
Biological process (GO): nuclear-transcribed mRNA catabolic process
Molecular function (GO): 5'-3' exonuclease activity; nucleic acid binding
Source: RefSeq, a predicted model, not a curated record